AUGCAUCCUUCCAUCGCCCUGAUGACUCGGAAUCGCCGCAAAUUCCGGGUACACCGUGGACGUCUUCGUCGGAAACAAAUGAGUCCGAAUCAUGCCACGUGUCUCCCACAAGUCGCCAAGUGUGAGCAACGUGACGUUCGAUGGGAUGGCAUUUAUGUUGUAAUCGUACCCGCGUUGAGUGUUACGGCUAUGGAGAAUUGGGGGCUGAUCACGAUUCGACAAACCGAUGGGCUUUACAAAGAAGGGCAAUUUUCGAUCACUCAGAAACACAAUCUGCAAGAGAUCAUCUCCCAUGAGGUGGCUCAUCAGUGGUUUGGAAAUUUGGUGACGAUGAAGUGGUGGAAUGAUUUGUGGUUGAAUGAGGGGUUCGCCACGUUGAUCAGUGUCAGAGCUGUGGAUUUUUUGGAGAAUACCACGUGGAGAUAUGAAGAUAAAUCCGCAGAACUGCAAUGCAUUGCUCUCCGAACCGACCAGAUGGAUGGGAUGAUUCCAGUGAGUGCGAAUUCUAACGCAAACAUCGGGAGAUAUAUGGAAAAGAGUCCGAAAGUGAACGCGAUCGUCUACAAGAAGUCGUCAAUUAUCAUCAGAAUGAUAGAGAGACUUAUCGAAGAUGAGACAUUCAAACAAGGUCUUUCAAGGUUUUUGAACAGUUUUCUGUAUAAGAACGCGGAUCACGAGGACUUGUUCAAUGUACUUGUCUACGUUCACGAUUCAUCAGCAGGUGGCCAUCUAAGCGGUCAGAACUUCUCAUUGUCAGAUGUGAUGGACACGUGGAUUCGACAGGCGCACUUUCCGAUAGUUCACGUGAAUCGGCUAGAAGGAAGUAUUGUUACACUCAGACAGGAGAAAUAUGAGCACGUUCCAUACGACCCGCCACGCGAGAACUCGCAGGUGUGGAAGAUCCCAAUCUUCUACGACGAUCCCGUAUCGGGGAAACACAAAGUGUUCUGGCUGACUGAUAAACAACCCGCAGUAUUCGACAUGGGCGGACAGUUUGUGGUGGAUCCACAUCAGCUGACAUAUAUGCGAUUACGAUAUGAUAUGGACGUGUAUUCGGAUAUCACGAUGGCACUGUUGCGAGAUCAUAAUUUGGUGCCCGCCAACUCGAGAAGUCGACUCAUUGAUGAUACGAUGGCGAUGGCGGAGAAUGGACAGAUGAGCUACAAAGUGCCGUUUAAUAUGACAAUGUAUAUGACUAGUGAGGUAAGAGAGAUCUUUAGAAAAAGAUAA
Messenger RNA from Caenorhabditis remanei, 1230 nucleotides. RefSeq lists its product as uncharacterized. Bases 1 to 1230 code for a protein of 409 amino acids. Gene Ontology annotation, cellular component: cytoplasm. The record is from RefSeq and is a predicted model, not a curated record. The transcript is spliced from 6 exons. Gene Ontology annotation, molecular function: metalloaminopeptidase activity; zinc ion binding; peptide binding. NCBI's taxonomy places the organism in Eukaryota, Metazoa, Nematoda, Chromadorea, Rhabditida, Rhabditidae. Gene Ontology annotation, biological process: proteolysis; peptide catabolic process.